Messenger RNA from Maudiozyma saulgeensis, 705 nucleotides. The record is from the annotation of a GenBank genome assembly. NCBI's taxonomy places the organism in Eukaryota, Fungi, Ascomycota, Saccharomycetes, Saccharomycetales, Saccharomycetaceae.
AUGGGAGAACUGCGUAGAUAUAAACCAAAUUUAUUAAUCACCGGUACUCCAGGUUGCGGUAAAUCCACCACAUGUGAACUACUACAACGUAAUCUUCCUGGUUACAAAUACUAUGAUAUUUCUAGUUUUGCUAAAGAACAUAAUUGUUACGAUGGUUAUGAUGAAGGUCGUAAAUCACAUAUCGUCGAUGAAGAUAAACUGCUCGAUGAGUUAGAACCUCUAUUAGCUGGUGGUAGUAGCAUAAUUGACUGGCAUGUAAAUGAUGUAUUUCCAGAACGUUUGAUAGAUCUAGUGGUAGUAUUAAGAUGUGAUAAUUCUACGCUGUAUGAUAGACUAAAUAAGCGAGGAUAUCAUGAUUCCAAAAUUCAAGAAAACUUAGAUGCAGAAAUUAUGGGCGUAUUGCUACAGGAUGCUAUGGACUCCUAUGAACAAGAAAUUGUAGUUGAAUUACAAAGUAAUAAUACCAAAGAGAUGGAGGCCAAUGUAGAUAGGAUAACAGAAUGGGAAAAGAUGUGGCUGAAACAACAUAAGGAUGGUGUAUCCAGUGAACCACCAAAGCAAAAGCACAAGAAAACAGCUGAAUAUAGUGAUGAGGAAGAAGACGAUGAAGAAGAAGAAGAAGAAGAAGAAGCAGAAGAAGAAGCAGAAGAAGAAGAAGAAGCAGAAGAUUCGGCUAGUUCUUCCGAUGAUAAUGAUGAGGAAUAG